Colletotrichum orchidophilum is the source of this 561-nucleotide messenger RNA. RefSeq lists its product as uncharacterized. NCBI's taxonomy places the organism in Eukaryota, Fungi, Ascomycota, Sordariomycetes, Glomerellales, Glomerellaceae. Bases 1 to 561 code for a protein of 186 amino acids. Gene Ontology annotation, biological process: ribosomal large subunit export from nucleus. The transcript is spliced from 2 exons. The record is from RefSeq and is a predicted model, not a curated record. Gene Ontology annotation, cellular component: preribosome, large subunit precursor; nucleolus.
AUGGCGAAACCAGGCGCUUCCAAGAAGAACAGACAACCCUCGGUUCACUCGAGAGCCGCAAGGCGCGCAACGGAUGUCGACAUCGACACUGACAAGUCUCUCAAGGAAGUCAAGGCCCCGGCCGCCGCGAGCGACUUCCGGCCGUCAGUCCUCAAUGCCCAACACAACUCUGGCGUAUCCAAGAAGACAAAGAAUCGCAAGGCGCAGAUGAGCGCCAAGGCAAAGGAGAGGAAAGAAAAAGCGGCGGACCGCGCAGAGGCCAUCAUGGGGCGGACCUCCACCAAGACCGAGAAGAGCAAGACCAAGGCCCGCAGGAUCCAGACGCGGAGCAAGCAGUGGGAGGACAUCAACAAGGCCUCCAUCGUGGCCAAGAAAUUCCCCGACGAGGAGGAUUUCGAGGUGGAGCAGAGGCAGAGCAGGGCCAUCGAAGUGGCUGCUGGCAAGGACUGGGAGACGGACGAGGAGAUGGACGGCGCCGACGACGAUGUCGCUGCACCUGCUGUCGCUAAUGCUGUGCCGGUGCUUCCAGCAAACGACGAUUCCGACGAGGAGAUUUUGUAG